AUGGCGUCGAUCAAUUGGCCACAAGAUGCAAACUACAUGGAAGCAGCAUCGCUAGUUGAUCUAAUCAAAUUCUUCUCUGAUACUAUACAAGGUGUCGCUCUUUAUGAUCCUAUAGUGCCUGCAACUUCAAAUCUUGCAUCCACUGCAUCAGGUGUUUAUAAUCUAAUACCUAUUUGCUACAGGCCCGUACCUAAUUCACUGUAUACUCAACUUGUGGUAGAAGGUCCACAAUUGCCUAUUAAAGUAAACUUUGUAGAUAUGUUCACAGGAAACAUUACCGGCAGUAGUAAAGCUGAUGCAUACUUAUGGGCAACUGAACAUUUUUUGGAUAGUAAACUUGCAGAUAGUACUUAUCUCGGUUAUUAUAUUGAUAAGUGGUGGUCUCAAUCUGCACUGGCAUCUCAAGCUGUUUUUGAACAUUUAGCAGUUAACCACGACUGGAUCAUCAAAAAUCGUGGAUUUCUAUUCGAUUUAUCUCCUUGGGAUGAUGAAGCACCAAAUGAUGAUCCUCAACAACCCAUUGGAACUGAUUACAAUACAUUGAUUACCUUAUUAAAAAAAUCAUAUCAACAGCAUAACGGAACGAAGUUUAGUACUGUUAGUGGAUUUGUACCAUGGCUCUUCAAAUAUGUGAAUGAGAAACACGGUGGUGUACCAUCUGAAUGGCGAAUGACUCACAUCAUGUCUGCAUUUAAUGUUGUAAUAGACGCAGAUGCUUGUUGUGCGGAUUCUUUUGCUAAUGCUGCAUUCUUUAGUCACUAUGCAUCAAACCAAAGCGAGAAACGCUUCAUUCAAAAUGUUUUACCAUCUCGUGAAGAACUUAUUCAAAAAGAAUUUUUAAAUGAGCAAAAUAUAGUAUCAAGAAAAACAUAUAGCCUAUAUUAUGCAGGAGAUUAUGAUUCAGCGGCAUGGCUAGCUAAUAAAUUUAAAAAUCUUUGGGACGAUCCCAAGCGUGGAUCUGUGCCUGUGGCAUGGGCAGUGAAUCCCAAUCUUUAUGAUCGCUUUCCAUUAUUACAGCCUUAUUUAUAUCAAACCCGUACUGCUAAUGAUUUCUUUGUAAGUGGAGAUUCGGGUUCUGGCUAUUUGAAUCCCACUCAGUUGUUCGAGCCAAGAAAAUUUUCUAAUUUACCUCGUGCUGAUAAUCUAUGGAUUGAAAGGAAUCGAUUCUUUUACAACAAGUUCAACAUUAAACACACUGGUUUCGUCAUCAAUGGAGAUUCUGGCAUGCUCACAAAUGAUUCUGAUACGAUGUAUACAAAAUUUAGUCCUCUUGGGUUUACACGUCAACAAGGCUAUACAACACUUGGAGAAACAGCAUUGAUACCUGAUACACGAGUACCGAGCUUUACUGAAACGGAUCUAUCGGGCAAAGACGAAGUGCAACAAGUACUUUCAUACUAUAAGCCAAAUGAUGUUAGAUUCGUGGUCUUUCGAGGUGUUUUACGUAGUGCAUCCAGUUAUGCAGAUAUUGCCGAAAAAGUUCAACAAAUACAGCCUAAUAUUACCUUUGUUGAUCCAUAUACAUUUGCUUUACUUGCUAGAAUUCAUCUUAGUGGAAACUAUACUUAUAAUGAUGAUCUUGUUUCUUAUGUUGAUGAUAAUCUUCCUAAGCUGAUUAGCACAGGCGAUUAUGUCACAGUCAAUUUUUCCAUUCGAAAUGAAGGUUGGAAUACAUUAAAUGAGCUUGAUUUGAAAUUGACGUUUGCUUGUGAUAUUGAAUAUGUAUUUCCCUGGAACAUUGAAAUCAAACAUGGUAACAUUGGAACUUCGUGUUAUCAAUUUCAAGUUGAAUGUAAUCAACCCGGAGAAUACAAGGUGGUCUAUCAGCUGUUUAGAGGGAAUACGUCUUUCGAAGAGUUUGGAAAUGUACCAUGGAUCAGUUCGGUACGAUUGGUUUAA
Messenger RNA from Rotaria socialis, 1899 nucleotides. NCBI's taxonomy places the organism in Eukaryota, Metazoa, Rotifera, Eurotatoria, Philodinida, Philodinidae. The record is from the annotation of a GenBank genome assembly.